GGCAAGGGAACAUGGCUUAGUGGCACGUAGUCCUAGUCCACUUUCUCUGAGGUAAAAUGAGGGGUUAAGUACCAAGCGGAAGAGCAAUAAACCUGUUUAGAUACAAGCGAUGUCAGGGCAGCGCUUCAAUAAACAACAUAUUUCCCUUCACCCCUUCCCUCCUGUGCAGCUGGGACGCUGACCUGGUCAAGGCUGAAAUGGAAGCGGUGCCUCUUCGGACAUGAGGCCAAAGUCCCCAAGGGCUCAGUUGACUUUGGUGGAGUUACGCCACCAGCAGAGAAUUUAGCCCAAUGUUCCUUCUACAGAGAGGCUCCUUUCCAGUUCUCUCAGGGGAAUUAGCCAGAAGAGUUUUAGACCCAGAUCCACAAAGGGACUUGGGUGUUGCAGCAUUCAGCAUCAUGGCACCUAACUUUUAGAUGCCUAGAAAGUCACAGGAACAACACAGCGAUCCACCAAUGCAAUGAAUAGGGAGAGACAGGCGCCUUCAAAUGGGAGCCACCAACUCCCGAAUGCUAAGCACGGAGCUGCCCAAGCUAGCACAGAUGGCGUUAAAGGCAACACCCUGAUUCGUAUUGGCAGUGCACCCAGCAUUAGCGAACUGCUCUCUGCCUGUGAGUCCUUCGAGGAGAUCAUUGUCGCAAACUAUAUGGAUCGGAACUGCCAGGAACUGCAGAAAUGGCUAAAGAAAGAGCCGGGAGCAUUUGACUGGACUCCGCUGGUGAAAUACGUGUGUGAGCUGGAAGGGGACAGGAAAAAGUGGGCUGAGAAGGAAGAGAAAUUACGAAGAACGAUCAAGCAGGUUCUGGAAUGUGAUGUCACCAAAUUCAACCCUGUGACCUUUGCCUCUCUGCCCCCUGCUGACUGCCUGUUCUUGUACCAUUCUUUUGAAGCAAUUUGCAAAGACCUGAGUACCUACCGAGCUGCCCUGAAGAAUGUCAGCUCCCUGUUAAAGCCAGGGGGUCAUUUGCUGAUGGUGACCACAAUGAAGUGUAGUCAUUUUGUAGUUGGCCAACACAAGUUUCCCUGCCUCUCUCUGGAGAAGGAGUUUCUGGAGGAAGCAGUGAAGGAGGCCGGUUAUGAUAUUUUGCAGUUUGAGGUGACUCCCAUAUACCAUACAGCUAGUUUGGUAGAGCAUGAGGGGAUCUCUUACCUAGUUGCUUCCAAAGGGAAGGGCAAAGAAUAUGAAAAAGAAAAUACAUCAGCCCAAGGCAAGUAGAGAGGCAGAAUAGAUUAGCUGUAGAUGCUGGUAGACCUGAAAAUCAAUGUGCGCUAUGGAGCUUUGAUGACCUCCAAGCACCUUGGAGAACCUGUUUGUUCAGGAUGCACUAGCUUGAACCCCUUGUUGUGCCACUAAAGCUGCCCUCAUCUCUGUCCUUUCCCAUUUAGAGCUGCCAUAAUGUCUCCCUGGCCUCCAACCCCACUGUGCUUCAUCCAGUCCAGCUGCACCCCACCGUGCUUCAUCCUCUCCCUGCUCUUGCCAUGUUUUGCCUAGUUUCAUGCUGCAGAUGUGCAAUUAAUAAUAAUUACAUAAUGAAUCAUAUAAAGUCCUUCUCACUGCUAAUGGACUGGAGCCUGCUCCCAGUAGUCAGUGGCAAAACUCCUAUUGGCUUCAGUGGUGCAGCACUGGGCCCAAUCAGUGCUGGAUUUGGAAUUAUUGAUGGAUGAGGUUUAGAAAGAGGAUCAAAACACAUCUACAGGCCUAACCACCGCAGACCUUUAAGAACAGAGGUUCUGCCCCUGAGCGGAUUCUACAUUCAAAUUCCACAAAUAGCUACAUUUGAUAAUGGGUUGAGCUACUCCUUUCUUACCACAAAUUUUGGAACUCACAGCCAUGUCCUGUGUUUCGCUUUAUGCCUUUCUAUGCCAACUGCACGAGACUGUGAACUGCCUGGGGCAGGCUUCAUGCCUCCUUGGGAGUCUUGUCUCCCGGCACUGAGAACAUGGCUCACACUGGACACAUCGUUAUCAAUAACGGCAAUAACCUCACUGUGAUUUUAACAUUGAUCAGUUUGAACUGAUUGGCUGGGGCUUGACAGCUGCAUUGGCCCAUGGUGUUGGAUGAAUGAUUUGUUUUGGUGAAUAAUUGUAAUCUCCACCCAAGCGGUGCUUGCCUAAUAAUGAUCUGUUUCCCAUACGCAAUAA
This is a messenger RNA of Mauremys mutica (yellowpond turtle), 2142 nucleotides long. RefSeq names its product nicotinamide N-methyltransferase-like. Bases 461 to 1216 code for a protein of 251 amino acids. The transcript is spliced from 3 exons. The record is from RefSeq and is a predicted model, not a curated record. Lineage: Eukaryota; Metazoa; Chordata; Testudines; Geoemydidae. Gene Ontology annotation, cellular component: cytosol. Gene Ontology annotation, molecular function: N-methyltransferase activity.